UAUUACCUUGCACUCCAGUUCCUUUCAUUAUUCAGUUGUUAACAAAGCUUAAACCGGGCGCCACCGCUACACUACGCGCCACCGUCUGCUCAGCAUUUAUUUGCUGUUUUUUUUCCUUUUUCAUGUUUGACCAAAUAGUGUGUUAGGAUGGGUUGUACGGCGUCAAAGCUAGACAAUGAAGAGAUCGUAAGGCGGUGCAAGGACCGGCGACGCUUGAUGAAGGAAGCCGUUCACGCUCGACAUCACCUAGCCGCGGCUCACGCCGACUACUGCCGCUCUCUUCGUGUAACUGGCUCGGCUCUCGCCUCCUUCGCGGCCGGUGAGCCUAUUUCCGUCUCCGACGAAACCCCUGCCGUUCUUCUCCACCCUCCCAACCCAUCUCCUCCACCAGCCAAUCCCACCACUCCACGUGUCCCUCCAUCUCCCUCCCCUUCCCUGCACCCUCCCCCUCCUCCUUUCUUUCCUUCCCCUUCCCCUUCUCCUUCUCCGACUAUAGCUUGCUCGAAACUCCCUCACAUACUCUCCGGUUCUAGUGUCUCAUCUCCGGUACCCGCACCCAAUCGUCGUCGGCCACGUAAGAUACCCCCGAAACUCCCUCACAUUUUGUCCGAAUCGAGCCUUUCUUCUUCUCCUCGAAGCUCGAAAUCUGGGUUUUCCAACCACGUUUUCCCUACAGCUUAUCCAGCUAAUUCCACGUACUCAGCCACUCCUUCCCAAGCUUCUUCCGUUUGGAACUGGGAAAAUUUUUACCCUCCCUCACCACCAGACUCCGAAUUCUUUGACCAAAAAGUACAACAACGAAAGCAACCUCAUCAUUUAGAUUCUAACUACCCUGAAGAUACGGAAGAUACCGAAACGGAAAAAUCAGAAUAUGAUUUCUUCCGUCCACAAAAGCUGAACCACCGUUACAACAUCAGUUCCGGUAAUGCCAAGAGUAAUUUUGACGAGGAAACGGAAAGAGAAGAAGUGCAUUGCAGCGAAUGGGGGGACCAUGAUCAUGAUCGUUUUACUACAACGAGUUCAUCGGAAGAAGAGGGAUAUGAUGACGUGGCAUCCAGAUCCGAGAUCGGGGCCCGCGACAGUUUCCGGUCUUCGAGGAGAGGGGAGUCGGAGAAGUUGCAUCAUCUUCCUCAGACUCCUCCGCCGGUACAACCGCAGCCACGGCAGCAUAUGUACGGAUCAGCCGCAGGUAAUAAAAUGGAUGAUAAGUCGGAGGAUGCAGGAUUGUCUGCGGGCGGUUAUGGAACGGGCGCUAUGAUGGAUAUGACGAUGGUUGUUAGGCAUAAGGAUUUGAAAGAGAUCGUUGAUGCGAUCAAAGAGAAUUUCGAUAAGGCUGCCGCCGCCGGAGAUCAAGUUUCCGAGAUGCUUGAGAUCAGUAGAGCUCAGCUUGAUAAAAGUUUCAGGCAGUUGAAAAAGACAGUAUAUCAUUCAAGUAGCAUAUUCAGUAACCUGAGCUCAAGCUGGACUUCAAAGCCGCCGUUGGCGGUGAAAUACCGACUUGACGCGACCGCCCUCAAUGAACCGGGCGGUUCAAAGAGCCUUUGUUCUACUUUGGACCGGCUCCUUGCUUGGGAGAAGAAACUCUACGAGGACGUUAAGGCUAGAGAAGGAGUAAAGAUUGAGCAUGAGAAAAAGUUGUCAGCAUUGCAAAAUCAAGAAUACAAGGGAGAGGAUGAAGCCAAGAUAAACAAGACCAAGGCCUCGAUAACAAGGCUGCAGUCACUAAUUAUUGUCACAUCUCAGGCUGUCUCUACCACCUCUAUUGCCAUUAUCGGGCUUAGAGACAGUAAUCUUGUUCCUCAGCUUGUUGAAAUCUGUCAUGGCUUGAGGUAUAUGUGGGGGUCAAUGCAUCAAUACCAUGAAGUUCAGAGCAACAUUGUACAGCAAGUCCGUGGCCUUAUAAACAGAUCAGUGAAAGGUGAUUCCACUUCUGAACUGCAUCGGCAGGCAACACGAGAUCUUGAGUCUGCUGUCACUGCGUGGCACUCUAGUUUCUGUCGCUUAAUAAAAUUUCAACGUGAUUUUAUCUGCUCCCUCCAUGGCUGGUUCAAGCUUUCCCUUCUCCCUCUCAGCAAUGACAAUGUUGAUGGCAAUGCAGACCCUUCUGGUGUAUAUGCAUUUUGCGACGAGUGGAAGCUUGCUCUUGAACGUGUACCUGACACAGUAGCUUCUGAAGGUAUCAAAAGUUUCAUCAAUGUUGUCCGUGUGAUAUCUGCCAAACAAACUGAAGAGCUUAAGAUUAAGAAGCGAACAGAAAAUGCAUCAAAGGAGCUUGAGAAAAAGGCAUCAUCUCUCCGGAACAUAGAAAGGAAGUUCUACCACUCGUACUCUAUGGUUGGUAUAGGGCCUCCUGAUUCGGGAUCUGAUCAUGGACCGGUUCUGGAUGCUCGGGAUCCCCUUUCUGAAAAGAAAUCAGAGCUUGCAGCCUGUCAAAGGCGGGUGGAAGAUGAAAUGAUGAGGCAUGCCAAAGCAGUAGAGGUAACUAGAGCAAUGACCCUGAAUAAUCUUCAAACAGGCUUGCCCGGCGUUUUUCGAGCAUUAACCAGCUUUUCUGGUGUAUUUACUGAGGCACUUGACUCGGUAUGCUCCCGUUCCUAUCAUAUCAAAUAGAUGAAUACAUUUUUUCCCCACUUGAAUUUUUGAGAAAAGUUAAAAACAUAUAAGAGCUGGGUUGCUCUUAUAAUUAUUGUUUUGGGAUGUGUAAAUACAUGGGAGGUCUUUGGUUU
Molecule: messenger RNA, 2726 nt
Organism: Gossypium raimondii (Peruvian cotton)
Lineage: Eukaryota; Viridiplantae; Streptophyta; Magnoliopsida; Malvales; Malvaceae
Product: nitrate regulatory gene2 protein
Exons: 4
Coding region: 148-2610 (820 amino acids)
Source: RefSeq, a predicted model, not a curated record